CCAGCUUCAGGCUCUUUCCGUCCCGGGGCCGCCUCUCUUCCUUCCAUUUCCUCUCCUGUCCUCCUCCUCACAAGUCACCACCACCACCACCUCUCUCUCUCAUCCCGCGACUCGUCCCUCCUUCUUUCCUUCACACCACCACUACCACACCUCACUCUCUCACACACAUUCCCUCCACAUCUUCUUUCUUCCCCUCGAUCCAUCCUUUGAGACAGCUUUGCCCUUUGUGCCUGUGCCCUUAUCGGGAUCGCUGUUCCCAUUGCCUACAAUCAAUUAUAAUCUUUUUUUUCUUCAUCAACCGCAUCGCCAAACCCACCCCUGCACCCUUUUUUUACGCGACAGACCCGUCACGUCACGUCGGCGCUCCGAGGAUCCAACUCCAUCGCCAGCUCCCGUCAGCUCCAACGAGUCUUCGGUAAGCGACACCUACCACACACCUCACCAUCAUUCUCUUCUUUGCGCGCCGCCUCUGCGCUUCUACCUGCCCUCAAGCUGACGCGACGAUUUAGUCCCUUUCUCCGAUCGAGCUCAUCGUCGACGCGACCUGGAAGACACCACUCCUCGAUUGCCGCCAGCGCGCAUCGCAAACUUCCUUUGAACGUACCCAAUUUAAUCGCCAAUUUUGCGCGCUCCGUCCCACACUUCCGAAAUGCCUUCUGCUACAGCUCACGAGCGGCACCUGCCCGCAAAGCGCAACACCCUCAUGACUGAGGAUGUGCCUCGUUACGAUGACCUCGUAGCCCGUCGUCGACUCGGUCAGACUCAGCUGACGGCCAAGAUGGUCAACCUGGCCGAAGGGGAAGGCGCUGCUCUCGGUGUCUUCGACUAUGCCCACCUCCGCGCUCCCUUGCCCAAGGGUAUCGUCUCUGGCAUCUUCAAGUCCAGCCCCAACAGCUACUUCUUGAUGCGACGCAGCCACGAUGGCUUUGUUUCUGCGACAGGAAUGUUCAAGGCCACCUUCCCUUACGCCGAGGCCGCCGAGGAAGAGGCCGAACGCAAGUACAUCAAGUCGCUCGCUUCUACCAGCCCCGAGGAGACUGCCGGCAACGUCUGGAUUCCUCCAGACCACGCGUUGGCGCUGGCUGAGGAGUACGGCGUUGGGCCUUGGAUCCGCGCCCUGCUGGAUCCCGCGACUAUUGCCGUUUCCAACACCCCUGAUAGCCCUCCCAAGAAGAUUACGGCGCCCCCCAAGUACGAGCUCCUCAAGGCUCACCCUCAGCUUGCUCCUCCUACCCCGACUUCCCUCCCUCGCAGCACUCGAUCUCGCCGCUCAGCAAGCCCUACCAAGGCCGCCGCUGCCACGACGCUCCCUAGACCUGUCCGAUCGCCCAGGAAGCGCAGGGCCAAGGCUGACUCUGUUGAGCCCAGAGAAUCUACGCCCACAAUUGCCACGAAGCUGGAAGUCAAUGGCGUAAUUGAAGAGGACAAGGACGCCGAAGCGGACAUCAAGACCAUUGUCAAGACUGUCGAGACGGAACCAGUGCUUGUAUUCGAGGCUAGGGAAGAAGAGCUCAAGGCCAAGGUCAUUGUUGACCAAGCUAUCAAGACGGAUGAGGACGGCAACGAGACCAAGCACACUGCCGUGUCACUAGAGCUUCCUCUGUUGAGCGCAGAGCCACCAUCUGCUGAGGAGACUGCGCGUAUGAUUGCGGAGGCGAAGCAAAUGGUCGAGGCGGCCGCCAUCAAGUCAGAAGGCGUUGACAGUCCCAAGGCCAAGAGCAAGCGUGGAGCCGAAGAGAUUUCAAAAGGAGAUGAUGAGGAUGAGGAGAAGGAGAUCGUUGAGGAGCCGCGAUCGAAGAAGGCCAAGACCACCGAGGUGCAAGUCAAGAAGCUCCGCGUACGGAACCGGGCUUUGUUUGGUCUGAGUGCCGUGUCACUGGCCGUCGGCGCAUUCUCGUACUUUGUCGGUUCUUUCUGAGACGUCAUUUGGCGUGUCGGGAGCAUUUCGGGGGGCUCUAGGUUGCAGUGAAGACGGUUGAUUCUCAGUCGUGGAAUAUCAGAUACGGUAUUCUGACUACCUCAAGCCCGUUUUCCAGGCCGAGGACUCGGCGGCAGCCUUUCUAUAUCGUUUUAUUGCCUUACUCAUCAUACCCAGAUAGAGCCCGAGGGCACUCGGGCCAGCUUUCUUUUCACUCGUUGCUUGUGGAAUAUUGGGUGGGAUCAAAUAAGUGUACAUUGACAUCGUCUCCCACGGCGAUAGGGGGAUACGCGGGAGGGCAAGGGCCGUGGUUCAGGAUUGAGGCAAUUGUAGUUGAUGUAUUGUUUAGGUAUUUCUCUGCUUUUCGGCGUCGAAUGGGAUACGGUGCAUGCGUUGCAAGAGAUGCUUCUUCGAGGCGUAAUCGUCUUGACAACUAUGUCGCUCGUAAGCAGUGAAAGGGUGUUGUGU
Messenger RNA from Colletotrichum scovillei, 2386 nucleotides. Its product is annotated as KilA-N domain-containing protein. The transcript has 3 exons. Lineage: Eukaryota; Fungi; Ascomycota; Sordariomycetes; Glomerellales; Glomerellaceae. Bases 650 to 1918 code for a protein of 422 amino acids. Gene Ontology annotation, biological process: meiotic attachment of telomere to nuclear envelope; mitotic telomere tethering at nuclear periphery. The record is from RefSeq and is a predicted model, not a curated record. Gene Ontology annotation, cellular component: nuclear membrane complex Bqt3-Bqt4. Gene Ontology annotation, molecular function: DNA binding.